AAAAAAAAGGCUACUGCCACUCCGCUUGCUGGUAUCACCGAAGAGAAGUCUCUACAAACUGAAAUCACUUCUAAGCUCGUCGCCCGCUCAACACAUCAAUCUCUUUCCAGCCUCGAGGAGGAAUCUGUUAUGGUUCAUUCCUUGAGUCUGCAGGAUUUUCUCCUCCGCGCUAGAGUUUUGAAGCUGUACAGGCAAGCUCUUAGGAUUGCUCGAAGAGCGCCUGAUCAUGCUCAAGAUGAAGUGAGGCAGACAAUUCGACAAGAAAUUGAAAAGAACAGGUACUGCGAUGACAAGCAAAGAAUCCGAUUCUUGCUCAGCGAGGGAUUGGAGAGAGUGAAAGAUCUGGAUGAGAUGCUUGAUAUGCAAGGUCACUGAUAGUGGAUUGAAUAGCAGUCUUGCCUGUACCAGCAAUUUAAUUUUUCUGAGGGAGGCGAAGUAUUGUCCUAAAUGUUGUGGAAGUUUCUCGUCUUCUGAAAUGCUUUCACAUUGCAGAUUAUGGAUCAUCAGAUUAGGCAUGUUGUUAGCUCAGCGAUAGUCGAGGUAGAUCCUAGCCAGCACAUCCAACUCAUCUGGGUAUAUUGUAGACUUUUGACUAUUGAAAUACCUCUCCCAAUGAGUCAGCAUCCAUUAUGUGAAACUUGACUUUCAAAGCAGAUCUUUGAGGAACUUACUUGAACUAGCAACUGCAGCAGAUGCUAGGAUAGCAAUUGGUCAAGGAAGAAAGGGUCCUCAAACUAGAUUUGCUUCUCUUUAUUCGACUGGAAUAUGUUAUUACACAGCUUGUUAUUGAUCGGAGGUAUGGAUUUUAUACUAGGCUGAUGAUACCUUCUUAU
Molecule: messenger RNA, 833 nt
Organism: Eucalyptus grandis
Lineage: Eukaryota; Viridiplantae; Streptophyta; Magnoliopsida; Myrtales; Myrtaceae
Exons: 3
Coding region: 130-375 (81 amino acids)
Cellular component (GO): mitochondrion
Source: RefSeq, a predicted model, not a curated record